GCUGCCGCAUCCCUCCUUCUUCCUCGGUUCCCGUUCCGGGGCCUUCUUCGCCCGCCUCGGUCACGACGCCGCCGCCGCCGCCGCCACCACCGCCUCCUCCUGCAGCCAAGGCCGGCAUUAUUUGGGGGCGCCAUGGCCGCCAAGAAAGGCGGCUCUCGGCUGGAGACGGAGAUCGAGCGCUGCCGCUCCGAGGGCCAGUGGGAGCGGAUCCCCGAGCUGGUCAAGCAGCUCUCCGCCAAACUCAUCGCCAACGGUGGAUGUAUGGCAGAGCUCCUCCUUGGAUCAAAGCUUGAACUUUUUCUGAAGGAGAACCCUCUUAAACAAGGUGCUAGUCCCUGUGGUCCUCGACCAAAGUUAGUGAAUCAGAAGCAUCUCACUGCAGCACUUGACCGUGGAAAUUUAAAGCCAGAGUUCUUACAAGAAGCCAAUUUAGUUAUGGCCAAAUUAAACUAUGUAGAAGGAGAUUACAAAGAAGCUCUUAACACAUAUGCAAGAGUUGGUAUUGAUGAUUUACAGCUUGUUGCUGUACCUCCUUAUCGGCUGAGGAUGAUUGCUGAAGCAUAUUCUACCAAAGGUCUUUGUCUAGAAAAAUUGCCAGUUUCUUCAUCAACGAGUAACCUCCGAGCAGAUCGUGAACAAGAUAUCAUUAUGUGCUAUGAAAAAGCUGGGGAUAUAGCACUUCUGUACCUUCAGGAAAUAGAAAGGAUAAUAAUUACCAAUAUGCAGAACAGAAGCCCUAAGCCAGGACCUGCAACACAUGAACAAGAGCUUGGAUAUUUUUUAGAAACAGGACUUCAGAGAGCUCAUGUCUUAUACUUCAAAAAUGGGAAUUUGACAAGAGGAGUCGGUAGAUUUAGAGAAAUUCUAAGAGCGGUUGAAACAAGAACUACUCAAAAUCUACGCAUGGUAAACAUAGCAAGGCAGUUAGCUGAAAUGCUACGAGGUAUGUGUGAACAGAGUUACUGGAACCCAUUAGAUGACCCUCCUCAUCAGUCACCAUUGAAUGAUCCCUGGAAAGGUGCAAACACAAAAAGUUAUGCACUUAGCCGAAGACCACGGGUUGUAUUCAGGAGAAAACAUUUUCUUCCUCAAGAGAACACUGAAGAAGCUCUCUUGCUGCCGAUUAGUGAGUCUAUGGCUAAUCGUGAUGCUGUACUGAGCAGAAUACCAGAACACAAAAAUGACCGCAUCAUUAGUUUGCAAAGUGCAUCUGUAGUCUAUGACUUGCUUACGAUUGCCUUGGGAAGAAGAGGUCAAUAUGAAAUGCUUUCAGAGUGCUUAGAAAGAGCUAUGAAAUUUGCCUUUGAAGAAUUCCAUCUUUGGUAUCAGUUUGCACUGUCCUUAAUGGCUGCAGGAAAAUCUGCUCGAGCUGUGAAGGUCUUGAAAGAGUGUAUUCGAUUGAAGCCAGAUGAUCCUACAAUCCCACUUCUUGCUGCCAAAUUAUGUAUGGGAUCCCUUCAUUGGCUAGAAGAAGCAGAAAGAUUUGCCAGAAUAGUGGUUGAUGCGGGGGACAAAACAUCAGAAUUCAAAGCCAAAGGUUUUUUAGCCCUGGGACUGACUUACAGCUUACAAGCUACAGAUGCUUCUUUGAGGGGCAUACAAGAAGUCCUGCAGCGAAAGGCUCUUCUAGCGUUUCAAAGGGCACAUACUUUGUCUCCAACUGAUCACCUGGCAGCAUUUUAUCUAGCUUUGCAGUUUGCUAUAUCCCGGCAGAUUCCAGAAGCUUUGGGUUAUGUUCGCCAGGCUCUUCAGCUUCAGGGAGAUGAUGCUAAUUCUUUGCAUCUACUUGCUCUCUUGCUGUCAGCUCAGAAACACUACCACGAUGCUCUGAAUAUCAUUGACAUGGCCUUGAGCGAAUACCCAGAAAACUUUAUAUUGCUGUUUUCAAAAGUCAAAUUGGAAUCACUCUGCAGGGGCCCAGAUGAAGCACUCCUUACUUGUAAACACAUGUUGCAGAUCUGGAAAUCCUGUUACAAUCUCACUAACCCCAGUGAUUCUGGACGGGGCAGCAGUUUGUUAGACAGAGCCAUUGCUGACAGACGACAGCUUAAUACAAUUACUUUGCCAGACUUCAGUGACCCUGAAACAGCUUCUGAUUCUUCCACAUCUUCAUCUCUCUCAAGAACCGAAUCUCUUCUCCACCUGUUUAUGUCUUCUCAGUCUCCUCACCCUCAUCCCAAAACUGAUACCUUUGUGUGGCCCUAUGCAACCAAUCCAAACUGUGACCACGUUCCUGUGCCCUGCGAACCUCCACUCUGCAACCCUCCAGAUGCUUACUUUCAUGGUUUUUUCUCCCUUUUUUCAGUUUUAAACAUGUGUAAAAUCAAGAGACUAAUUCAUUCUUCUCUCCUCUUCUUCCUCUUGGCAGCUGAGGUAUACAUAGGAAUUGGAAAACCCGCAGAAGCCACAGCAUGUACUCAGGAGGCUGCCAACCUCUUCCCAAUGUCUCACAAUGUCCUCUACAUGAGAGGUCAAGUGGCAGAACUUCGGGGAAAUAUUGAUGAAGCCAAACGCUGGUAUGAAGAGGCCUUAUCUAUCAGCCCUACCCAUGUGAAAAGUAUGCAGAGAUUGGCUCUGAUACUUCAUCAGCUUGGAAGGUAUAGUUUGGCUGAGAAAAUCCUUCGGGAUGCCGUCCAGGUGAAUUCAACAGCCCAUGAGGUUUGGAAUGGCCUCGGGGUGGUUCUGCAAGCUCAGGGCAAUGAUGAUGCAGCAACCGAGUGUUUCCUAACAGCACUGGAGCUUGAAGCCAGCAGUCCCAUCGUCCCUUUCACCAUAAUCCCCCGAGUUCUCUGAAGGGCUCGCCUGCAGACUGAUGCUUCAACUGAAUGUGAGAAUGUUGGGAAGCCUGCAUAAGCCUUCCUCCAGACUCCAAGAGCAGUUCUUCAGGCUGAGAGGUAAUAGAACAAAGCAGGCAAUCUGCUCAUUUCUGUCUGGGGUUCUGACGUGGAUGUGGUACAGUGUAAUAAUGUUAAUGAAGAAACCUGAUUAGCCAGAAGGAAACACACAGACAACAUCCCAAAACAAUACCACCACCUGUGUCUGCUUACAUCUUUGCCCCAUAGUAUUUUCUAAGCCUGAUGCUAUUGUUCAAAUGGGUAUUGUGCCAUAUUUUAUUAGGUGACAUCUGAGUGUUAUGUAAAACUAAAUAGAAUCAAACACCAACUGUAGAAUGCUAGAUUCAAGUUAAAAUUCAGUGGCAGAGCAGCCUACUUUUAACCAAGCCUGUCAAAGACCUGUUCUCUUCAAUGUCUUUCAACCUCUCUGGGCCCAGAAAAAAAUGUGAAAUUUGCUGUGUUCCAUCUCUACAGUAGUCCAGGGCAGCAAAUAAGCUGAAGGGUGUAUGUUUUUAGUUGUUAAUAACUGUGAUGUGUAGCUAAUUGUUAUUCCCUUUAUUUAGGAGAAAGGUUGUGUACAAGAAUAUUUAUAUUUUACCAAUGUAUGCCUGUCGGGGGAAAAUAAAAAUAAAAUAUUAGUUAUUUAAGUUUAACUUUUUUAUGUGAAUCCAGAGUUUAUUUAUCAAUGGAAAUAUGUAAAAAGAUGCUAAAGACUGAAUAUUUACCAACAUUCCUUAUGCUAUAUACCCACUUGGCUCAAUGGGAAGAUUAUGUUGAUAAUAAAAUGAUUUUUGAAUGGA
Sceloporus undulatus (fence lizard) is the source of this 3634-nucleotide messenger RNA. RefSeq names its product tetratricopeptide repeat domain 7B (gene TTC7B). Lineage: Eukaryota; Metazoa; Chordata; Lepidosauria; Squamata; Phrynosomatidae. Gene Ontology annotation, cellular component: plasma membrane. The record is from RefSeq and is a predicted model, not a curated record. Gene Ontology annotation, molecular function: protein binding. Gene Ontology annotation, biological process: phosphatidylinositol phosphate biosynthetic process; protein localization to plasma membrane.